Molecule: messenger RNA, 1419 nt
Organism: Amphiprion ocellaris (clown anemonefish)
Lineage: Eukaryota; Metazoa; Chordata; Actinopteri; Pomacentridae
Gene: abt1
Product: activator of basal transcription 1
Exons: 4
Coding region: 222-1070 (282 amino acids)
Biological process (GO): small-subunit processome assembly; endonucleolytic cleavage in 5'-ETS of tricistronic rRNA transcript (SSU-rRNA, 5.8S rRNA, LSU-rRNA); endonucleolytic cleavage in ITS1 to separate SSU-rRNA from 5.8S rRNA and LSU-rRNA from tricistronic rRNA transcript (SSU-rRNA, 5.8S rRNA, LSU-rRNA)
Cellular component (GO): nucleolus
Molecular function (GO): RNA binding
Source: RefSeq, a predicted model, not a curated record
UCACACGCGACGGUUUCGUCCACGUGAGGAGUUGCGGCUGAGUUUGUUUCUAAAAAGGUGAGAUUUGAGCUAAAAUUUACCGGAUCUUUUCUUCAGGUGAUGAGUGACGUCAUUUACGGUGAUUUACCGGAACUCGUUUAACCGGAAACAGCUGAUCUCGGAUCUGCGAGGAGCUUCUAGCUGAGCUCAGAGUCCUGAUUCCCCAGAAAUAUCCUGAACAGAUGGAGAGGAGAGAGGAGAUGAAGGAGGCACACUUGGAAGGAGACAGGACAGGUAAGGAUGAGGAAGAGGAGCAGACAGGUGGCGGUGAUGAAGAUGAGGAGCAGACAGGUGGCGGUGAUGAAGAUGCUGCUGGGAUGAAGAGGAAGAGUGCAGACAGGAAGUGUGUUCCAGGUGUCCUCUACCUGGGUCACAUCCCUCCCAGGCUCCGCCCCAAACACCUGAGGAACCUGCUGUCAGUUUAUGGAGAGAUCGGACGGAUAUUCCUGCAGCCAGAAGACAGCCAGGUGAGGAGGAGCAAGAAGAAGGCGGGGCUGAGCAGGUGUGACUUCACUGAAGGGUGGGUGGAGUUCCGAGACAAACGAGUAGCAAAGCGAGUAGCGGCGUCCCUCCACAACACGCCCAUGGGAACCAAGAAACGCCAGCGCUUCUCCUCAGACCUGUGGUGCAUCAAGUACCUGCACAGGUUCCAGUGGACUCACCUGAGCGAGCAGCUGGCCUACGAGCAGACGGUGCUGCAGCAGAGGCUCCGCACCGAAGUGUCCCAGGCCAAGAAAGAAACCAACUUCUACCUGAACAACGUGGAGAAGAGCGCUCACCUGGACAAGCUGAAGAAGAAGCGGCAGAGGGACGGGGAACAGGUGGAGGAGAAGACGUGGGACUUCACCCAGCGGCAAACGGAGGAGGAGAUCCAGAAGAGGAGGAAGAAGAAGAAGAAGGAGGAGGACUUGGUUACCCAGAAGCACCUGGACAAGGCCCGCCUCAUCCAGCAGAAGAGCCAAUCAAACGCCUCACUGCUGGCCAAGAUCUUCAACUCCAGCCAAUCAGAGCGGCAGCAGGGAGGCACCUGAUUGGCUGUUUACUGUUUUCAGAGACACUUUAUGAUAAACUGAUGCUGACACACCUCAGCAGCCAACCACAGGCCAGCUACAGCUGAGGGGGCGGAGCCAAGGCCUCCAGGAUGUUUAAUAAAGAAACAUUCUGUGAACAUCUGCAGCUGAACUGUAGUUCCACUUCUAGCUCUGGUUCCUGAAGUCUUUCAUCCAGCAGAUCUCCAUCGUUCCUCAGAGGUUCCUGGAGUCUGAACUGUUCUCAGUUUGGACUUUUAACCGUUUAAAUGUUUUAACAUUCAACUUUAUUUAGCUUUUCUUCCUUGAUGUAUUUUAUCUGGAAUAUAAUAAAGUUCAAUCUAUCUUGAAA